Molecule: messenger RNA, 2724 nt
Organism: Indicator indicator
Lineage: Eukaryota; Metazoa; Chordata; Aves; Piciformes; Indicatoridae
Gene: CIP2A
Product: cellular inhibitor of PP2A
Exons: 21
Source: RefSeq, a predicted model, not a curated record
AUGAAUGCCUCAGGGUGCAUGAAGUCCCUGCUCCUGGCAGCCACAUGAGAAAAGGCUGAGAGAACUUGGUUGGCUUUCUCCCUUCAUCUCCAGGUUAUCUCUGGACUGAAGCUUACACGACUAUUUGCUUCAAACCAGAUUCUACCAAGUGAAUGUCUCAGCUGCCUAGUGGAACUCCUUGAAGAUGCUAAUAUAAACCCAUCUCUGACCCUGUCUGUCAUUACUUUACUGUCACAGCUAGCUUUAGACAGUGAGACUAGAGAAGCUCUUCAGGAUACCUACAAUCUGACCAGUGUGUUGGCAGGAGUGGUUCAUCGAAGUUCUACUAAUCUUAGUGACCCAGUCUUAUUGCAGAGCAUUCAGUUGCUGCAGAAGCUAACCUACAAUGUGCCAGUCUUUUCUGCUGGUGCCAACAUUGAUGAGUUAAUUUCAUUCCUAAUGCAUCACGUUCAAACCACUGAAGAUGAGUUAAUGAUACCAUGCUUAGGACUCCUGGCAAAUCUCUGUCGUCACAAUUUAUCAAUCCAAACUCAAAUAAAAUCUUUGAAUAACGUGAAGAGCUUAUAUCGUACCUUAAUAAGCUUCCUGGCCCAUAGUAGCCUGACUGUGGUUGUGUUUGCACUUUCAGUAUUAUCAAGCCUUACUUUAAAUGAAGAAGUAGGAGAAAAACUCUUUCAUGCUCGAAAUAUUCAUCAGACAUUUCAGCUAAUAUUCAAUAUUGUUGUAAAUGGAGAUGGCACUCUCACAAGAAAAUACUCUGUUGAUCUACUCAUGGAUCUUCUGAAGAACCCCAAAGUUGCAGAUUACCUUACCAGGUAUGAGCACUUUACCUCAUGCCUUGGUCAAGUAUUAGAUCUUCUUCAUGGAAGGGAUCCUGAUUCAUCAUUUAAGAUCCUGGAGCUGCUGCUUGCCUUCUGUUCGGUGGUGGAACUGCGUCAUACCCUGCGGCAGGCAAUACUGGAACCAGCUGGCUUGCCAGUCUCUGGAAAUGCCAGAUUUGUGACUCGCUCCAAGACUUUUGAACCAUCUGUUGCAUUGGUGCACUUGUCAAACCAACCAUUGGAAGGCUCAGCAGACUGUUCAGUUCUAGCAUUGCAAGUGUUGAAAGAGAUUUUGGAGGAUGUGAAUAACAGUGGGAACAGCACCUCAGCCAAACACUUAGUGGAUCUUUUGUUGCCUGUUCUUCUUGAUCAUCUUCAGAUGCCAGAACAGACUGCGGAUGAGCUAUUAGUGAAGAAAAAAUGUGAAAGAAUGGUCAAGGCUAUUAAUGUCCUGACAAUCCUCUGUAGUGAUGACACACUGAAAAUGCAUACCUCAAAGGUAUUGACUGCCAGCCAGUGCACAUCUCUAAUAGAACACCAGUUUACCUAUAGUGGGAUCGAUACUGGUUUGGGGACAAAAGUAGCUGACUCUAAAAUGUGCAAACUUGCUGCUGAUAUUAUUUUGAAAACACUUGACCUUAUGAGCAGACUGAAGCAAGAUGUACCUGGUAUGGAGGUCAGCUUCUACAAAAUUUUACAGGAUCAACGCUUGAUUACAUCUUUGACAUUUGCUUUAACAUCAGACCAUAGAGAGCAAGUCCAAGUGGGACUUAGAAUACUGUUUGAGGCUGCACCCUUACCAGAUUUUCCUGCCAUAGUGCUUGGAGAAAGUAUUGCAGCAAGCAAUGCUUACAGGCAGCAGGAGACAGAGCACACAUCCAAAAGAAUCCAAUUGCAGUCACCAGUGACCAACAUGACCUCAGUGAGAUGUUUUUCGUCCUGUCCUUCAGGUGAUGAAUCCACAAGUUCAAAUAUUCAGGAAUUAAUACAAAAACUUCGUUCUGGACUAGAGAUGAAGGAGCCUGUCCCUGGCAUGAGGAUAUCUGACAUAAUGGAUGUCUACGAGCAGAAGCUGUCAGCAUUAGCAUCUAAAGAAACCAAGCUGCAAGACCUUUUGGAAGCAAAGGCUUUGGCUCUGGCUCAGGCUGAUAGGUUGAUGGCUCAGUAUCGGUGUCAGAGAGCCCAAGCUGAGUCUGAGGCAAGAACUCUUGCUGCAAUGCUGAAGGAUGCAGAACGGAAAAAUGAAGAACUUAAUGAUUUGCUGAAAGCUCAGCAGGUGGAAUCUGAAAGGGCACAGACUGAUAUUGAACAGCUCUUUCAACACAACAGGAAAUUACAAACAGUUGCUGAAGAACAUGAAAUACUGAAAAAAUCCUCUGUUGAUCUUCUUCAGAGGUAUGAAACAACUGAAAAACAAUAUAAAGAUCUACAGAUUUCAUGCAAUUCCCUAAGCAAACAAAUGGAAGCAAUGAAGAAACUAAAUGAAUCACUCAAGCAGCAGAAUGACAGGACUGCUGCACAGUUGGUAGAAAUGGAAGAUCUCAGAAAAGAAUUACAGCAGCAGCUACAGGAGAGAGAUGGCAAAAUAACAACUCUGCAACAGAAAAUAAAAGCUCUGGAAGAAAAACUGAGAACUCAUCAGAAGGAACAAACAGAUAUGGAACAAGCUAUAGAUCUCCUUAGGAAGGAAUUGAGUAAAACAGAGCAAGCAAGGAAGGAACUGAGUAUCAAGGCAUCGUCUCUGGAAGUUCAAAAAUCCCAGUUGGAAGGGCGCUUGGAAGAGAAAGAAGCACUUGUAAAACUCCAGAAGGAAGAACUGAACAAACAUUCCAAUAUGAUUGCAAUGAUUCACAGUCUAAGUGGUGGCAAGUUAAGUGCAGAAGCAGUGAACCUCACUUUAUAA